AUGGGGUCAUCCCAGAAUCCUGAACCAGAUAAAAAUAAACAACAUGAUGUCAAGUCAGCAAAGGAGAUCCUUAAGAAGUAUUUGCAAUUUCAAAACGAAAUUUUAGAAGCGAAUCCCGACAUGGAUGAAGAGACAGCAAUGGAUUUUGCAGCGAGAAUUUGGGAAGACAUGAACAUCAACAUAAUGAAGCCACAAGCGGAAGAAAGUAAUGAGAAUAAGGUAGAUAAUCAAAAAGUAAACGAGAAGGUCGACUACCAAGAUCAAGACGAAGAUGAUCAAGGCGAACCUUCAGACAAACACAGAAUGAGAUCAAAAUCAAAAUCAAAAUCCAGAUCAAGAUCAAGAUCGUCAAGAGGAAAGUCUAAGAGUAGAAGUAAGAGUAAAAAACAAAAGCGUAGGAGGAAAAGUAAAAAAUAA
Aethina tumida (small hive beetle) is the source of this 417-nucleotide messenger RNA. Its product is annotated as arginine/serine-rich coiled-coil protein 2-like. Bases 1 to 417 code for a protein of 138 amino acids. Lineage: Eukaryota; Metazoa; Arthropoda; Insecta; Coleoptera; Nitidulidae. The transcript has a single exon. The record is from RefSeq and is a predicted model, not a curated record.